Messenger RNA from Fusarium venenatum, 2814 nucleotides. RefSeq lists its product as uncharacterized. The record is from RefSeq and is a predicted model, not a curated record. Lineage: Eukaryota; Fungi; Ascomycota; Sordariomycetes; Hypocreales; Nectriaceae.
AUGUUUAUGCGCAACGUUUUUGUCGCGGCUGUCAGCCUGCAAGCUCUCGUCGAUGGUGUCGUUGCCCAGGAAAAGGUAACUCUCACCAAGUAUGUCACCAAGGCCAAGGCCAAGCCUACCAACGCCUACCCGGUUCCCGAUCUUCCUGAGCCUGAGGUCACCGUUAUCCCUACCUCUUACAUUGAGGAUGGAACCACCAUCUUCGUCGACGAGACCGUCACUAUUCCUUGCUCCAGGUGCACAGCCAGCACUGCUGGCGACGCUGAUGCUGAGGCCACUUCCGAGGUUGAGGUUUUCAGCACUGUCAUCACCACCACCGAUGCUGGUGAGGUUUCCGACCAGACUGCCGAGGUGACCGUCAUCCCUACUUCUUACAUCGAGGAUGGAACCACCAUUUUUGUCGACGAGACCAUCACCAUCCCCUGCACCAAGUGUGCUGGAGGCAAGAAGACCGAGACUGAGGCUGGUGCUGAGGAGACCUCUGAGGCUGCCGUUGAGACCGAGGUCACCACUGGUGGUGAUGCUCUUGCCCAGGGUACCUCUUCUGAGGUCGCCGAGACCCUCUCCACUGAUGUUGCUGAGGCUACUGAGUCUGGUGACGUUCCCGCUCAGACUGCCGAGGUGACUGUCAUCCCUACCUCUUACAUCACCGACGGAACUACCAUCUUUGUCGACGAGACUGUCACCAUUCCCUGCACCAAGUGCGCUGGUGGCAAGAACACCGAGACUGCUCCCGCUGAAGGAGCUGAGGAGACCACCACUGGUGCCGACCUCGAGGCUUCCACCGCUCUGGGUGUUGCCACUUCUGAGGCCCCCGAGGAGGAGACCACUGCUGCUACUGAAGAUGCUGCUGAGUCCACCCCCGUUGAGAACGACACCCAGACUGCCAACACUGCUACUGGUGAGGCCGAUGCCAGCACUGAGUCUGAGAUCCCUAUUCCCACCACCAUCAUCCCUAGCAUUAUCCUCACCACUGGUAACAGCCAGAACACUGUCACUUCCCAGCCUGGUCCUUUCGCCAACACCACUGUGACUGCUCCUGCUGUCGCUGACACCACUGCUAUCGAUGAGCUCCCUGCUUCUUCUGAGGUUGCUACCAGCAGCGCUGUCGUCAGCAAGAUCGUCAAACCUGUCAUUGUUGUCAUCCGUGAGGUUACCAUCUUCCACCGUACCAUUGUCAUUGGUGCUGCCUGCCCUCCUGUCAAGCGUGGUAACAAGGGUGACUUCGUUGUCGGUACCGGUUCCGAUGAGAAGAGCUUCACCAAGAUCGAUGAGGCUCUCGAUGACGCCUGUGGCAAGCAGGCCAAGGCUUGUGAAGAGAGUGCUGGAAAGAACUACGCUGUCACUGACUGCCAGAAGCAGCUCGAGAUCUGCCGUACUGAUGCCUCUUCCACUGCCAAGGCCCCUACUGGCGACAUGAAGGAGUCCACUGAGACCGCUACCGUUAUCCUUCCUUCUGACGCCGCUGUCACUACUGGCAAGGACAACAAGCCUGCUGUUGGUGGUCACGUUGUCAUCUCUACCCGUACCCUCACUGUCUCCGAGUCUUGCGUUGUCUCCGAUGGUACUCCCGUUAUUGAGACCCCUGCCUCUACUGAUGCCUCUGCCACCACUGUCCAGACUGCCGAUGCCGAGACCACUGAUGCCGAGUUCGAGGCUUCCACUGCUCUGGGUGUUGCUACCUCUGAUGUCCCUGAGGUUCCUGAGAACUCCGAUGUGAUUUCCACUCUCACCCUGACCAAGCCCAACGGCGAGAUCACUGUCACCUCCAUGAUCCUCACCCCUGGUGUCCCCACCGGAACCGGUGCCACUGUUCCCGCUGAGGAGACCACUGAGGCUGCUGUCGAGACUUCUGAUGCCGAGUUCGAGGCCUCUACCGCUCUAGGUGUUGCCACCUCCGAGGUUCCUGAGGUCCCUGAUGUUGUCACCACCCUCACCUUGACCAAGCCUAACGGCGAGGUCACUGUCACCUCCAUGACUCUCACCAACGGUGUCCCCACUGGCACUGGAAUCUACCCCGGAAACACUGAUGCCGAGACUUCUGAGGCUCCCGUUGAGACCAUGCCCGUUGUCGAGACCCCCCCUGCCGCCGAGACCACCGCUGAGGCUGAGGUCUCUUCUGCCCUUGGUGUCGAGACCAGCGAGGAGGCUACCACUGUUGUCACUGGAACCCAGACCGGUGUUGUUGUCAUCACCAUGACCAAGCCUAACGGGGAGGUCAGCGUCACCUCCAUGACCAUCACCCCUGGCGUCCCUACCGGCACCGGUACCGCUAUCGUUACCGUUCCUGCUGAGGAGACCACCGUUGUUGAGGCCCCCGCUGAGACUUCUGAGGCUGUUGUCGAGACCACCAUUGUUCCUGGCGGCCAGGAGACCACUGUCGUCGGUGACAAGACCAUCACACACACUGUCACCAACGAGAUCACCUCCUACGUCACCGUUGGCGUCGACACCGUUACCGAAGGCACUGAGACUAUCACCAAGACUAUGACCAACGAGGUUACUCAGACCGUUACUGUCCCCGCCGAGGAGAUCACCAAGACCGUCACCCUCCCCGGUGGCGGAGAGAUCACCAAGACCGUCACCGUCCCCGCUGGAGGAGAGGUUGUCAAGACCGUUACCCUUCCUUGUGCUGAGCAGGGUGCCAACGUCGUCACCUCAGUCGUCACCAUGUGUCCUGCCCCCACUACUAUGGCCACCGCCUCUACCAAGGCUCCCGAGACAGUCUACGUGACUGCAACCGUCGAGGCUCAAGGCGUCAAGCACAGCCCCUACCCAGUCCCCGGCCGCUUCCGCCGCAUGCUCGGUCUCUGA